This is a messenger RNA of Pocillopora meandrina, 4647 nucleotides long. The record is from the annotation of a GenBank genome assembly. NCBI's taxonomy places the organism in Eukaryota, Metazoa, Cnidaria, Anthozoa, Scleractinia, Pocilloporidae.
AUGGUUUUGGAAUCCACGGUUGUAUGGUGAGAUUCUUUACCAGUUUUCCAUGUGAUAUGAUAUUGAUGGAAUGAUAUUUAAAAACUUGGUUGUAAUUGCUUUUUUUGUACAGCGUUGAUAACAGUGAGUGGAUGAGAAAUGGCGAUUUUCUUCCCACGAGACUUCAAGCACAACAAGAUGCUGUGAGCUUGGUUUGUCACUCGAAAACUAGACAAAACCCAGAAAAUAAUGUUGGUCUCAUGACUUUAGCCAGGUGAGUAUGUAACUCAUACUGAUCGCAAACAAAUUUCAUGCCCAUUAAGUCAUUUAAAGAUACUCGAGUACAAACUUAAAUUGCAUUCUCACAUGAAAUCUUAGAUUUCAUCGAGUAAAGGAUUAAGUUUCAAAAGAAACUGUGGUCCUGUGUCGGUGAGGGUAUUACUAGAUAAUUGGGUUUUAACAAUUGCACUGGUAGUGUCAGUUGGCGCCUAUAAAAAGUCUCUGUAGAUGAUGUUUGGAGUGUUAGCUUCGUCAGAGUGAAUAGAAGAAUUGUGUGUGUAGUUUGUAAACAGACAGAUGGAGCUGUGAUAUUGUGGGAACAUGGUAACGUGAAAAAAUCUGGUCAUCAUGUUCCCAACAUUAGCAUACCUUUAUCUUUCUGUAUGCAGUCAAACAUGUAUAAGCAUGGGUGAGCACUAAACACAGGUUCCAUUGUAUAAAUAGAAAGAGAACAAUGGCAACCAAUGUUUUAAUCUGGCUGUAACCUUUAGAUAUUUUGGAGCCAAGUGGCCACUGAAAAAAAUUAAUUUUAUGCCCUGUAUCUUAAAAAAAAAUAUGUGAAAAACAUUUCAGAGCCUCAUAACUAUGAGAAAACUUUCCAGAGGGGCAUACCCUCACACACUUUCCUUUCCCUCCUAAUAUCCCAAUAGACUCCUGUUUGGGUGGUUCACGUUUUAAGCCAUCCUCUCAAUGCCCUUGGCUAAAAACUCCUUAAAUUACAGGGAAUUCUGUCCAUCCUAACUAUGCAUUCAUGCUGAGAUGAAGCUCUUAUAGUUUUCUUGAAGCUCUGUUGAAGGGCCAACACUUAAAACAUCAGCUUUAUAAACUCUUUACAGUGGCUGGUUUAUGUUAACAAUUCAGUAAAUAAAACCAAAUUGUCUUGUACUACCCACCUUAUGACACAUCACCACAGUUUCUUUAGAGACUUAACCCUUUGUUAGUUGUCAUUUGUUAAUUAUUCCCAUUUUGUUCAAAGUUUAAUCAAAUAGCUCUCUCUUGUUACUCACAGCUUAGAGGUGCUUGUCACAUUAACAACAGAUGUUGGAAAAAUCCUGGCCUCCCUGCACAAAGUUCAGUCAAAAGGAGAUAUCAAAUUCCUCACAGCUGUCAAAAUAGCUCAUGUGAGUAUUACCAAGUUACUAUUCCGAGUCAUAAUUUUGUUUUGAUGAAUCAGCAAGUUAUGAUGUGUUGUGGUUAUUAAUUUAUGAGGCAGGAAAAUUGCUCAAAAGUCUUAACGAUUAUAUGGUUCAGGCUGCACUUUUCAUAUGCUACUUUUCCAACUUCUUCCCAACUAGUUGGUUCUAAAACAUAGACAAGGUAAAAAUCACAAAAUGAGGAUUGUUGUGUUUGUUGGAAGUCCUGUGGAAACUGAUGAGAAAGAGGUAAGUGCUGUGUGUUGUGUUCUUUUCACUAAAUGAGCAAGCAGUGUGCCAGUGAAACUACUCAACUACAUUUCAAGGCUGAGGUAGUAACCUCCAAGAAAAAUAAAUACACUUUUCUUUUCCCUCAGCAGGGUUCACCAAUUGGAAAAGAAUGUACAUCCUUUCCGGCCAUUUUGUAGUUAUUGGGCUGGAGGGUUUUUCUGUUGUAUUGGUUUUCAUAAUGUUAGUUGUAAGUUAUACCAGGGCUUACUGUAUAGUGUAGGUACAGCUAAGGUGUAUGGCACUGUCUAAAUGAAUUCACGACAAAUGAAAGACCCUUUUAAUAUGGCCUGAUUCUGAUUUUUAUCUCUAAUAUACAUGUAGAUGAUCCUAAAUUGCAUUUUUUCAUUUAAUUUUUUUUCAUCAAGCUUGUGAAGCUUGCCAAGAAACUGAAAAAAGAAAAAGUGAAUGUGGACAUUGUUAACUUUGGUGAAGAGGUAUUGUUAUUGUUAGUAUAGUUGUUGUUAUUAUUAUCCAUCACGUUCAAGGAUCAUGUGUCACCAAUCUAUUCUACCGUUCCCUUGUCUCAGCUCUAUCUGGGAUGAAGGAUUAUUUUUGUAACUGAUUGGAAAGGAGUAAGGUCAAAAAAGGAAUAUUUAAAUACUCACUUCCUGAUAUGCAAAUACAGGGCUUGCUCACUCAGGUGCACACUUUGAUGUUGUUGUGAAGUUUGUUCAUCAUAGUGAGACAGGUUUUGGUUCAUUAUGUUUUUUAAUUGUGCAAUAUGAAAUAAAACUACCACAACAACUGCUGUAGUAAUGUUUUGUAAAAGAAUAUGAAAAUUUCAGGUACUGGUAAGUCAAUUUACUUGAUCCUUCAUACUCAUCUUGUUAGUAGGAAGCCAUGUCCAUGAACAAACUACCCUCCAAUCCCAAUUAUUUCUUGUCUUUGUUUCAGUAUGCAAAUAUGAAUUGUCCUAUUUAUCAGUUUUUCUGUUAGAGUUGUUUAGAGGACAUUUUUUUUUUGUUUUCAGACUGCAAAUUCUGACAAACUGACAUCAUUCAUAAACACACUGAAUGGUAAGGAUGGGAACCUGUGUCACUUGGUCACAGUGCCACCAGGCCCACUGCUCUCAGACGCGCUUAUUUCGUCCCCCCUUCUGCAAGGGGAAGAUGGAGCCCCAGCUGGAAUGGAGUACGCUUCAGAGUAUGGCUUUGACCCUAACUCUGAUCCUGAACUUGCAUUGGUUAGUGAUUAGGGUUCUUCUAAGCAUUUUCAGCCCUACCACUGGGGUGAAGAGGGCUAACAACAGUUUUAAGAUUAGCUGGUUUGUAGUUGGUAAAUGGAGUUUUUUUGUUUGCUAUCAAAAGAUGGUGCUAUGCAUUGAUGGUUUAAUUGAUGAACUGAGUGAUUGAUAGAAAGAUUGACGGAUUGAUCAAUUGAUUUGUUGUAAGCAAUACAUAAUUUUCAACAAUAUACCAGAUUGUUAUGGAAUAACAUCAAGUUUAUUUGGGUGCUUUGGUUUCGGAUUUAAACUCCUGUCAUGAAGUUGUCUACUGACGUGAAAUUUCAUCAUGGUGAGAUACAACUGUAAACUUUUGUUCAUUGCCACUAACUAGAUGUUCGUCUUAGAUAUUUGUUUCAAAGAAAUCAACUUGAUGGUCAACAAGGGUUUGCAAUGUAGGAAAAUAAUAGAUAGGUAAAAUAAUUGAUCGCUAACGUUAGGUAUCUAUUGUUCUUAGUCAAAGAGGAUAUUAACGAACUGUUUUCCUUUACCUGGUCUCCUCAGGAACCUCAAAGACUGAAUGCAACUUUUCCUUGACUAAACCCUCUAAAUGUACCAGGAAGUUAGAGAAACUCUAUGUUAACCAGGCGAAAAUAUUUUUUCUAGGCUCUUCGUGUAUCCAUGGAAGAACAGCGACAGCGGCAGGAGGAAGAGGCGCGCAGAGCCACGGCAGCUAGUGGAGAGGAGGUUCCCACCGCUGAAGCACCCAUCGCUGACAGCGAGGAGGCAAUGCUUCAGCAGGCUUUGUCCAUGUCUACUCCGCAAACCCCAGUAUUUGACUUCAGUGCCAUGACCGAGGAACAGCAGAUUGAGUACGCCAUGAGGCUGUCGCUGCAAAACAUGGAGGCAGACGCAGAAGCAGGUGGUGACAAAGAUACGGCAGAACAGCCGGCUGAGAAGGAAGAACGAGCUGGAGCCAGUGCAAUGGAGACAGAUGGACAGGUUGUUAUAUUUUUCUUUUUCCAUAGAAUGUGAAGUAUCUGCCCAACAUUGAAUGAAAACCUUAUUUUAUUAAUACCUUUUGCCGGUAGUCUUGUUAGGAAUGGCGUUUGAUCUUCUCAAUUUAUUGCGGUAAACGCGACUAGCAACUAGAGAGGUACUGUCAAGCUCGAAACCGGAAACGAAAUUUACCAAUACGACUAAAAUUUUGACAUUCUUGAAAUAUGCAAUAUCCCUGAAUUAUGCUAACCACUCAACGGUAAUCGACGGAGAAAUGCUGUUACAGAAUUUCUAAGUUCGUUUUCCAGUGGUAAUUUUAGUUAUCUUAGGAAUGGAGUGGCUACGAGUUUCACGGAGAACGAAAAAACAACACUUGUGAUUUGAAGGUGGAGAGGGGGGAAUGAAACCAACCAUUGAAAACUUGAUAAGCAAACCAGGAGAUUUGAAAUUGCGAGAGGAAAACGCUGGGAAUGCAGCAUUUUCAAAAUUAUCCGAUUGAGCCGGGAAUGUAGGUACUUUGCUCUCCUAAAUCAAAAUGGACUGUAUUGGAUUAUGUGAAUGGUUUGUGUCAACCUUGUUUUAUGACAGGGAGAUGACGCCCAAGACAUUACUGGCGUCAUGUCUGACCCGGACUUCAUCAAGAACGUCCUCAGUACGUUACCUGGCGUGGAUCCUAGCAGCGAAGCUAUACAGAAGGUGAUAGGGACCCUGGCUCAACAGGACACUGACGAGACUAAGGACCAGGAAGAGCCUAUGGAUGAAGACUCCAGCAAAGAAAAGGAGAAGAAAAAAGACAAAAAUUAA